Molecule: messenger RNA, 468 nt
Organism: Melampsora larici-populina 98AG31
Lineage: Eukaryota; Fungi; Basidiomycota; Pucciniomycetes; Pucciniales; Melampsoraceae
Exons: 1
Coding region: 1-468 (155 amino acids)
Source: RefSeq, a predicted model, not a curated record
AUGCACCACGCCCUCAUUCCGGAGCUGCGGGCCCUGGCGUUCCAUGACCGAGUACCAACUUCACCAGCGGUACAAGUCAAUACACCUCAGCGCACCGGUCGUUUUAGGAUUUAUGUCCAAGGAGCCCUAGAACAAGGAUUCUACCAUAAUAUUGAGGAUGGAAUCAGUCAGCAUUUAGAAACUUACAGAUUCCUCAACACCCUCGAGCUUGAAGCAAUAUCCGACACAAUCAACACUCUAGAAGACGAGAUUCAUGACAUCGGUGUCACCCUCAGCGAGUCUCAAGAUGCAAUUGCAUACGUUCCAAUGUUGUUGCGUUCACGUGACCCAGAAGUUGUUCCCCACCACCAGCUUUACAAAAGACAGCUCAAAAUUUCGCGUAAAAAAUAUAAACGAUUUAUGCGUACACUUGACCGUUAUCAUAAGGAAAUUGCAAAUCUUAGGGCAAUUCAUUCCCAGGAGAGGUGA